Nematocida major is the source of this 1212-nucleotide messenger RNA. Its product is annotated as nuclear GTP-binding protein. The transcript has a single exon. Bases 1 to 1212 code for a protein of 403 amino acids. NCBI's taxonomy places the organism in Eukaryota, Fungi, Microsporidia. Gene Ontology annotation, molecular function: GTP binding. Gene Ontology annotation, cellular component: nucleolus. The record is from RefSeq and is a predicted model, not a curated record.
AUGGGUGAGAAGAAAAGGCUUAGCAAAAGAAGAACCACAAAAAGCAGAGAGAAUUUGCGAAAGAAGGCCAUAAAAGCGGACAGAGCCCAGAGGAGAAAGGAGAGAAAGCAAGAGAAGCGGACGGACUCUAAUGCGUUCUACGCUGUGAAAACCGAGGAGGAAAUCAGCACUCUUAGAGAGAUAAGAGAGAGCGCAGAGAGAAGGCUGAAGCUGUACAACGAGACACAGAAGAACCGGCAAAAGACCGAGGUGAAAGACGACAUAUCAAAGAAGUACAUCAAAGAAAUACACAAAGUGGUUUCAGAGUCUGAUGUUGUUCUGCAGGUUCUGGACGCGCGAGACCCCAUAGGAAGCCGAGCCCCAGAAGUAGAGAAAAUAAUAGCUGCGCAAGGAAAAAAGCUUGUGUAUGUGCUGAACAAAAUAGACCUGGUGGACCGAGAGAACUGGGGCAGCUGGCUAGCCUACCUGCGAAAUUACGCUCCUGCAGUCCCCUUCAAAGCGUCCACACAGUCGCAAAGAACCCGAAUCGGGCACACAGAGAAGACAGAGCUGAAGGCCGAGGCAUACGGAGUAAAGGACUUGAUGGGGCUGCUGAGCAACUAUGCAAGGUCUGGCGGGUCAGUUACCGUGGGAAUUGUAGGGUGCCCUAACGUGGGGAAAAGCAGCCUUAUAAACUCUCUGAAAAGGGAGAAGUCGUGCGAAGUAAAGAACACGCCAGGAGUCACCAAGAUAAUGCAGCACAUCGUCUUGGCAGGGUCUAUCCGGCUGAUAGACUCCCCUGGAAUCAUAUACAACAAGUGCAACCCAGUUAGUGCUGCGCUCAGAGCCAGCACUUCAGAGGUAGACCCGGAGGAAAUAGCCGCGUUCAUAUUCAACAAAGUUGGCGGAAGCGCGCUCGCGAUUCUAUACGGAAUAGCCGAGCCCCAGAACGUGGACCACCUGCUUAUAUCCCUGGCGGUCAAGUGGGGAAAAAUAGCGAACGGAGGAGUGCCAGACAAGAGAACUGCGUCGUACAUGGUGCUUCGAGACCUGCAGAUAGGAAGAAUCCGGUUUUCAACAAAAGUGCCAGCGGAGAGUGCGCAGCUGCCAGAUGCAAGCGACGACUUGAUCAACCUGGACUUGCACCAAAGCAGGCUUGGACAGAGCACACAGGCGGAGGGCGCGUUUUGUGCGAAUGAGGAUAUGGCGUAUGAGCCAUUGCCUGUGAACUAG